UAGGUGCCUUUCUUGGCAGCAACACACUAUCUGGGCUAUAAAUGAAGAAAAUGGAUAAAUUUGGAAAGCAUGGCAGAUAUGGAUUUGUUAGAACUCGAUUUCCUAGACCCCAGAUCAUCUUGCAGCCAGUCCUAUCCUCUGGACACACAGAAAUUUGCAGCAUUAGAAAUUGCCCUUGCAAGAUGAAUUACUUUUCCCGGAAGAGCUCCUCAGAGAUUCCACCUUUGGAAUACAGGCCGUCCCAGAGAGAUUCAUCAAAUAACCUAGCCAUGGAUACUUUUUGGCUAGAAGUAGAGAGCAUCAAAGAGAGCACUGAAUCUGAGUCUGAUGAGGGCAGCCUUACAGAAGCCAAGCUCCUAGAAGAGGGAGAAGCUGAAGCUGAAUGGCUGCAGGAUGCAGGACUCUCUGACCUAAUGGAGGACCAUGAAGAGAAUAGCAACAUUGUCCUGCUGUCCACUUUGACCAAGACUCAGGCCGCGGCUGUGCAGCGAAGGUUGGAUACUUAUACCCGCUCCCGACGGAAGAAAAAUAAGCAGCCUAUCCGUGAUGUCAGAGACAUUUUUGGAGUAGUUGAGUCUGGGGAAACUGAACCAGUGAUGGAGUCUGAAAUGGAUCGACGUCACCGCAGGUCUGCAUCAUCUAACAACCUUCAGAAAUAUCCAGUGGGAAUCCCGGACUUUCAGUCUCCACUGAGAGAUUCUGUGAGAGAAGAAUUAUUCAGCACUGAGGUUGCCUAUUCAGAGCAGGCUGCGAUCCUGCUCAAAGGAUCAUUCCCAAGGGAAUCCAGGAGAAUAAAGGAAGAGAGUUGUUUACCUAAGUUUAAGAUCCCCAAGGGGAGGCUGGGAGUAACCAGGACAGAAGAUCUGUCUCUGCAGGACAUGAAGAAAAUUCCUACCCUAGCACUCAUUGAACUAACCGCACUUUGUGAUAUUGUUGGCUUAGAGCUGAAGAGGAACAAGGCAGUUAAACGAAAGUCAUCAGACCACAAACUUUUUGGAGUUGCACUUGGCACUUUGCUGGAAAAUGAUCAAAAGCGCCUUCCAAACACCAGGGUUCCACUGAUUCUGCAAGCGUUGCUUUCAUGCUUGGAAAAGAAAGGGCUGGAUACAGAAGGAAUCCUGAGAGUUUCAGGAUCCCAGUCUCGCAUUAAGUGUUUGGAACAAAAACUGGAAAAUGAGUUCUACACUGGCUUCUUCCGGUGGGAUGAGGUGCAUCAAAAUGACGUCUCUGGUCUGCUGAAGAGAUUUAUUCGAGAGUUACCCACACCUCUUCUAACAGCAGAAUACUUGCCUGCCUUUGCAGCUGUGCAGAAUAUCACAGAUUUGAUACAGAGGCUGCAGGCUCUCAAUCUGCUCAUACUGAUUUUACCAGAACCUAACCGAAACACCCUGAAGGCACUACUGGAAUUCCUUAAGCUGGUAGUUACCAGAGAAAGAAAAAACAAGAUGAGCCUCUGGAAUGUUUCCACAGUGAUUGCUCCAAACCUCUUCAUGCACAAGAGUUUGCCAAGCAAGAUCCCAGAAGGAAAAGAGAAGCAGCUGGCAGAAGGAGCAGCAGAUAUUGUUCGAAUGAUGAUCCAUUAUCAAGCUUUGCUCUGGACUGUUCCUUCUUUCUUGGUAACUCAAAUAAGAAAACUGAAUGAGAACAGCAGCUGGAAGUAUCAGUUCUACGACAGGAGGAUCAAGAAUCUGUUAAAAAAGAUUCAUGCAGACAAGGAAAAGACAGAAAAGAACAAUGUUGAACCUUGCAAAAUUAUCAAAAUCCAGGCUUCCUUGUUCUUAAAAGACUCACUGGAAGUUCAUUUAACUCAUGGAACAAAAGUAGCUGAUGUUCUGAGACAGUUCCAGAAGAACCUUGGUCAGAACGGCUGGAAUAUUGUCAGCACAGUCAACAUUAUCAAAUGUAAUGGUUCAGUGGAUUCAAUGAACUUCCUACUUUAUGAAGUUGGCGGUAACAUAAAUGAACAUUGCCUGGAUCCAGAUACAUAUCUUUUAGACCUGUACCAUGUGAAUCCUCAUGCAGAAUGGAUUAUAAGGCAAACCCCGUCUUUUCCAAGAACACCUUAGGGAAACUGCUUUGUAAAACAACAACAACAAUGGAACCAAGAAUUUGUAUUAAAUUGUUUAAACAAAGAUGAAAUGUUGGAACCAAGCACCAUAUGUUCAUGAAGAUAACAGUUUAAAUGGAGCAGUAGCUCCAAAAUUGGAAAAUUAGCAAUUCCCUUUGAAUGUCAUUUGAGACAUAGCCAAUAGAAGAUGACAGUAUUGAAUGAUAACAUGGCUUAUAUCAUAGAAAAGCUGGUAGGAAAAAAAAAAAGGUCGGAAAGCAUUUGGAAAAACUCAUGCAGAUAAUCUGAUUUUAAGGUUUGUUCACAUCAGAGCAUAUCUCAAUAUGCAAUAGCUGGUUAUCAGUGUUGACUUUUAUAAUGUGAAACUGAAUAUUUGAAUUAAGGCUUCUUGUACAACCAUAUAAUUUUUAAAAAAUAUUGCUUUAUCCUAUUGCUUUAUUUCUGGAGAGCUUAAUUGAUAACCAGCUGCCUAGAAUAUAGGAGGAAAAUUGAUUACUAUAGUGGGAGUACUGCUUUAAGAAUGCUUCUGUCCAUGGAUGGGGUGAUCAUGCUAUACACAAGUAAUAACUGUAAGUAAAGAAAGUCUUCUGUAAUGAUUUUGAACAUUGCAGAUUUACAUAGAAGUGUUAGUAUAAGUUCAGUUUUACAAUGACAUUUUUAAAAAGAAUAUGUCACAAUAAACCGUCUCAGUAUUAUUGUUUAUAUACAUUUUUCUCAUAUUCAAAUUGGAUUUCAUAUCGUAAUAUAUUUUCUUCUGCAAAGAUCCCCAAUUAGAAAUUUCUUACAUAUUUUUUUCUAAGACAAUUCAUAAGUAUCUGAGCCAUACAAUAAUUUAAUAUUGAUGCCUUUUUGUUUCUUUGAUAUACUUUUAUAAAAAAAAUCACUUAUGAAUGUAUUUAGGAAAGAUCUGUUGCAUUCUCAAGAAAGCCAUGAUACUUCACUUGGACAUAAAUGUACAUCCGAUACCAACUUUUUCAAACCACAUGCCAAAGGAAACCCAUGUAUUAGUAACACAAUAUUUUUUAUUUUGCAACUUUUGGAGAAUUCAUUUUGAAGAUUUAUUUUUAAUACAUUGUAUUAGGUAGUUCACCAAGCCUUGGAAUUUUGUUGUAUGAUAGAAUUGCAGAAGUGUGUGGAAAUGAUGCUGCUAAAAGUGAUAAUUUUAUGUAUGUAAUUUCUCCACCUUCUCAGUGUUUAAACAUCCUGAAACCUGGUACCUUUAGAUGUGUUGGACCUCAGCUUCCCAUAGACUGACUUGGGAAUUGAAGACCAAAAUAUACAUGGAAGGAAUUAAGUUGUUAUAAUUACUUCCAUUUAUCACUGUAGUUUUCUCCUUCUAGAUAGUGAUAAUUCCCAAGAACAUUCUGAUAGCAUACAUUGGACUAAUCAAGUAAGCUUAAGUAUAUCAAAGCCUAACUCAGACUAGUUGUCGACUAAGUCCUUUGAAUAUUGAUACAAAUUAUUUUGAUACAUCAGAUGAAACAGAUUCAUACCAGUACAAUAAAUGAUGCAGCUUGUAGAGCACACAGAUAGUCGAAUGGAAAAAAAGUUUUGAUCCAUCAGGAGAAACUUUGUGUGAGAUACCGAAAGUAAAUAGUAGUGGAUAAAAAUGUUUACUUUGAUAUUUAUAAAAAUCUCAAUGCUAUAACAAUGAGGCCAGACUUUUUAAAACAAAUAUUGUUGAAAUAGAUUUUUGACAUAAUAAUGAUAUGAGUGUUAUAAAGGAGACACCUGUAAUAUAUAAGGGAAAACACCGUCCUUAAUUCUGUCCUUAACUUGAUUUUUUAAAAUCAUUUUGAUAUGUUUUGUGUCCUUGUUGACAGUAGUUAAAGCAGUGAAGCAUAAACUGCAUGUUUUUAAUAAUGGUUUUUAUUAAUAUUUUAAUGCUGUGUUUAAAACAGUUAUACAAUAAAUAACUAAACA
This is a messenger RNA of Protobothrops mucrosquamatus (brown spotted pit viper), 3991 nucleotides long. RefSeq names its product Rho GTPase activating protein 40 (gene ARHGAP40). Gene Ontology annotation, biological process: regulation of actin filament polymerization; regulation of small GTPase mediated signal transduction; signal transduction. Gene Ontology annotation, molecular function: GTPase activator activity. Lineage: Eukaryota; Metazoa; Chordata; Lepidosauria; Squamata; Viperidae. Gene Ontology annotation, cellular component: cytoplasm. The coding region runs from base 42 to 2066 and encodes 674 amino acids. The record is from RefSeq and is a predicted model, not a curated record. The transcript has 15 exons.